This is a messenger RNA of Leptinotarsa decemlineata (Colorado potato beetle), 2600 nucleotides long. It is a transcript of the gene Atg16, whose product is annotated as Autophagy-related 16. Gene Ontology annotation, biological process: autophagosome assembly. Gene Ontology annotation, molecular function: protein binding; protein-membrane adaptor activity. Gene Ontology annotation, cellular component: phagophore assembly site membrane; autophagosome membrane; Atg12-Atg5-Atg16 complex. The record is from RefSeq and is a predicted model, not a curated record. NCBI's taxonomy places the organism in Eukaryota, Metazoa, Arthropoda, Insecta, Coleoptera, Chrysomelidae.
GAGUUCGUGAUUGCCAAAUAUUAGUAAUGACCAAAUUAAAUAUUUGGCAAAUAUGCAAUUUGGCAGUUCAUCACCUUAAGCAAAUAAGUACUCUUUGAUGAAUUCUGAGUUUUGAAGUUAUUUCUAAGAAGAUUCGAAACAUCAUAAGUGAACACAGCUAUGGCAGUACCACUGAAGGAAUCAUCUGUAAAUAUUUCAUUUCAGUAAAAGUGUCGCAUGUGUUGCUUGCAUGGAUAUGUUUAGGGAGUUGUACCAAUUGCACGAAACUCAUAUCUUUACGACACUAUGCCGCUUCUCACAGAUCCAAUUAUGAUUCCUCUAAUUGGACAGCACACUUAGACAAAUUGUGGAGCUAGGCAGUGUGUAAUAGUAGUAAUAAUGGCCACGGAUUGGAGGAACUCUAUAGUGAGUCAAGUGCAAAAAAGGAAUCGUCGAGAAACUGACAUAUUUCAGGAUUUGAUUGUCCAGCACAAUAAAAUUUUCGAGAAUUUAAAUACUCUCUAUUCGGAAAACUUACAAUUGUCCAUCCAGAUCGAGAAGUUGAAGACAGAAGGACCGGGUAGCUCGGGUUCCAUCUCGAAUUACAGCGAGGUGAGAUACCAAGAACGAAUACAGCAACUAGAACAAAAAUUGCUCUCUCAGGCUGAAGAACUCGCCGAGUUGCACAGAAGGAAAGGGGAAAACUCCCAGCAAAUCAUCGACCUAACGGCCGCUAUUCAAGAAAAGGACAAAGCCAUAGCCUCGAGGGAUGUCCGCCUGGCAGAAAACACAGCCACCAUCGUCCGACUGGAGGCGGAAGUUUCUCUUCUACACAAAUCCAAAAACGAACUCCACUACCUGAACGACACACUCAGAGAUGAGCACCAAGCCCUGCAAAUGCUGUUCAACUCGGUGGAAGAAAAGCUGCGCAAGCUGCAAGAGGAAAAUGGCCAGAUGGUCGAGCGUCUGAUCAAAUAUAAGGCGAAAGACGCCGACAAAAUGAACGAGGAGAAUGACAACUUCCUCAAAAAGAGGUUCGCCCGGAUGCAGAAGGACAUUGAGGACGCAUGCAGGGAGGGCAGGGGAAGUUCCCCAGAAGAAUUGACAGAGGGUUACGGUCCGGUGUGUACUUCGAGUUUACCUUCAAGGAUAAAUUCGAGGAUUGAUGCGCACGAAGGGGAAGUAAGCGCCGUCAAGUGGAGCCCUCUGGACAAAGUACUCGCAACCGGAGGUGCGGACAGGAAAGUCAAGCUGUGGGAGGUUACGAAGGGAUCGUGCGAGAGCAAAGGGGUCCUCAUCGGGAGUAACGCGGGUGUCAUGGCGAUCGACUUUGACUCGUCCGGGUCAUUGAUCCUGGCUGCUUCGAAUGACUAUGCGACCAGGGUGUGGACCGUGUCGGAUCAGAGGCUGCGUCACACUUUGACGGGGCACUCCGGCAAGGUUAUGGCGGCCAAGUUCCUGGGCGAGGCCUCCAAGGUCGUGACGGGCAGCCACGAUCGCACCUUGAAGAUAUGGGACCUCAAGAGUAGAGCCUGCAUAGAAACUAAGUUCGCUGGUUCCAGCUGCAACGAUCUCGUCACUGUCGACAGUUCCGGUUCGAUAAUCAUCAGCGGGCACUUCGACAAGAGCAUCCGCUUUUGGGACAUCCGAUCUGAGACGAGCACGAACAAUGUCAUUCUUAAUGGUAAAGUAACCUCGCUGGACUUGACCAGGGACUCGAAGUAUCUCGUUUGCUGUGUCAGGGACGAUACGUUGAAGCUCCUCGACUUGAGAAUGAACCAGGUAGUGACUCUGUUCGGGUGCGAUGGCUUCAAGGUCGGUUGCGACUAUGCAAGGGCGACUUUCAGCCCUGAUGGGCAGUAUAUUUCGGUCGGCUCGGCGGAUGGUAGCGUUUACGUGUGGGGGAUGGCUAGCGCAAAAGUCGAGACCAUUCUGAAAGAGCACGGGUCCGCGGUAACGGCGACGUCUUGGUAUCCUUUCGGGUCUUAUCUCGCCAGUGUCGACCGGUCGAGGAAAGCAAUUAUCUGGAGUGAUAUUUAGGAUGUGACAUAUAUAGUUAUGGCGGCAAUUGUAUGAUACUUUUGGAUUAUAAUUUAGGUGCUGAGAAUAGGGUUAGGAGUUCGGGAAAAAAACUGGCGUUUCAAUUAACCUUUUUUUAAUUAAUAAUUUCGGAACACAACUCACAUUUUUUUAUCGGCACUCACAAUACAAUUAUUUUAUAAUGGGUUCAUCAGAUUUGUGGUGUUUUAAAAAUCAAAUCGUUUAGGAUGAAAAUAUAUAUAAUUGAGUUAGUGUGCGAACAUUUUAUUAAGAACAAAAAGUGAUAUAUUUUCAAGAAAUUACAUGUUCAAGAUUUUUACAAUUAUUACAUAAUUAUUAGCUUCUGAUUUUCAAAAGACGAUUUUUGUACCUACAAAUUAUUUAUUGUGUGCAAUCACUUUAUAACAAAUUAUAUUGAAUAUGAUGAAUAACUUCAUUUGCAAAAGGAGAGUUGUCCAUGGACGAACUAAUAAUUUUUUUUGUAUAUUUGUUCAGAGUUCACUUUACCUUAACAGAUCGUUUGAGCUAAGAAAAACUAACCUAAAAAAUGUAUGUAUUAAAAUUAGAUUUUUCAAAUUAUA